Messenger RNA from Odontomachus brunneus, 2422 nucleotides. RefSeq names its product NADP-dependent malic enzyme-like (gene Men). The transcript has 8 exons. Bases 342 to 2198 code for a protein of 618 amino acids. Lineage: Eukaryota; Metazoa; Arthropoda; Insecta; Hymenoptera; Formicidae. Gene Ontology annotation, molecular function: malate dehydrogenase (decarboxylating) (NADP+) activity; NAD binding; malate dehydrogenase (decarboxylating) (NAD+) activity. Gene Ontology annotation, cellular component: mitochondrion. The record is from RefSeq and is a predicted model, not a curated record. Gene Ontology annotation, biological process: pyruvate metabolic process; malate metabolic process.
GCUAGUCACGUUCGCGAUUCGCUCGCGAUCGGUUGGUUUUAGCGGAGCGACGAGAGCCUGGUGAUUCUCUCGCUUGCUCGUUCGUUUGUCUUCCCUGGAGAAGUUCCGCGUCCUUAUCGUCUUGCGAAUCGACCGACACGGAAAUACACUUCGGCGAGUACAACGGUGUAUACACACACAUACACACGCGUCUCGUAAUAUCACUUGGCAAGCUUAUCUUAAGCUUGAGAAACGCGCGGCUGUUAUGAGUCGCGCUCACCGUUAUCUACUUGAAAUUUUAGUAGAAAAGUUUCCGCGCGAAAAGUGUCCAUUAGCUAUCAAUUAGUCUUUAUCUUGUCGUAAUGGGAAACGGACAGUUUAGAAGCGGACAGCCAAGAACUUACCCAAGAAAUGGGCCUCGAUGGGUUCCGGUGAGCGACAACAGGAUGACUCAAGGCAGUAGUCAGCCUGUGCGCAGCAAGAGCAAAACAUCGAUCAUGUCGAGCUUGGAGCGCGAUCAGCUGGGCCAGCGGGGUAUCGGCGACGCGCCCUGCGUUGGCCUUCUACGUGGCCUCGACCACAUCAGGGACCCACAAUUCAACAAGGGUAUGGCGUUCACUAUCGAAGAGAGACAGAUCCUGGGUAUACACGGUCUCCUUCCAGCAGCCGUGAAGACUCAAGAGGAACAGUUAGACCUCUGCCGCCGUAAUCUCGAGCGCUACACGGACGACCUCUCGAAAUAUAUAUACCUCAUAGGCCUACUGGAUAGAAACGAGAAACUCUUCUACCGUUUGUUGUCAGAGGAUGUAGCCGGCAUGAUGCCGCUGGUGUACACGCCGACCGUGGGUCAGGCGUGCGAGAAGUUCGGCCUGGUGUAUCGUAGACCGCGGGGCCUCUUCAUAAGCAUCCACGAUAAGGAUCACGUCUACGACGUUCUGACGAACUGGCCUGAGCAGGAUGUGCGGGCGAUCGUCGUCACGGACGGCGAGCGGAUACUUGGCUUGGGUGACUUGGGUGCUCAAGGCAUGGGCAUUCCCAUAGGAAAGCUGUCGUUGUAUACCGCAUUGGCUGGCAUCAAGCCGCACCAAUGUUUGCCCAUCACUUUGGACGUUGGCACUAAUAAUCAGAAAUUACUAGACGAUCCUCUGUACAUCGGUCACAGACACAAGCGUGUCACCGGACAAAACUACGAUGAACUGUUGGACGAAUUCAUGCAGGCCGUUGUGAAGCGGUUCGGUCAGAAUACGUUAAUCCAAUUCGAGGAUUUCGGCAACGCUAACGCCUUUAGGUUGCUCACCAAGUAUCGCGACGACUAUUGCACUUUCAACGACGACAUUCAAGGCACCGCCUCCGUCGCCGUUGCCGGCUUACUGGCUUCACUUUGCAUCACGAAGAAGAAGCUCUCGGAGAACACCAUCGUGUUCCAGGGCGCCGGAGAGGCGUCGUUAGGUAUCGCCUCGUUAUGCGUGACGGCCAUGCAAAAGGAAGGAGUGAGUGAAGAAGAAGCUAAGAAGAAGAUCUGGAUGGUAGAUUCGAAAGGAUUAAUUGUGAAGAACCGUCCGCGCGGUGGGCUCACGGGACACAAGUUGGAAUUCGCACGCGAGGACGAGCCGAUCGACACUCUGGUGGAUGUUGUGAAGACGGCCAAGCCAUCGGUUAUCAUCGGCGCGGCCGCCAUCACGGGCGCUUUCACGACAGAAAUAUUGCAAGAAAUGGCGCGAAAUAACGAGAGACCGGUUAUUUUUGCUCUGAGCAACCCGACGAGCAAAGCAGAGUGCACUGCUGAGGAAGCAUACACUGCUACGGAGGGAACGUGCAUAUUCGCAAGUGGCUCACCUUUCCCGCCGGUCAAAUACAACGGCAAAACUUUCCAUCCCGGUCAAGGUAACAAUAGUUACAUCUUCCCUGGAAUCGCGCUUGCCGCAAUAUGCGCCGGUAUGCGCACAAUUCCUGAGGAGACCUUCCUGAUCGCUGCGAGAGCUCUCUCCGAGUUGGUGUCGCAGACCGACUUGGACAGUGGGAAUCUUUACCCGCCAUUGUCCGACAUACAGAAGUGCUCGAUGAGUAUAGCUUGCGCGAUUAUGAAGUACGCUUACGAGAAUUCGCUGGCAACAGUUUAUCCAGAGCCUAAAGACUGCGAGAGCUUCAUCAAGGCGCAACUAUACGACACGAGCUACAAGUCGUCCGUGCCUCCAGUAUAUUCAUGGCCGAACUUAUAAUGUCUCCGAUCAUCCAAUGAAGACUUGACUUUGCACACGAUUUUGGGUCCACGAGCGAGAACAUAUACGCCACACAUGUAGUCGUGCGCGCGCGCAUACACACAGUGUUCUCGAAAAUUGUCAACGAAUUUCGCUUACGCUAUUCCUAAGAGCCUGUUGAUCGGGCUUACUUUAUCCGAAGCACUGCGUACGUGAGAAUGUGAGCAUAAUUUAUAAAAAAAAAA